AUGGGGAGUGAUCAAUCAUCCAACCCCCAAACUGGAAGGACAACUUGGACUCCUCCCAUGGAUCGACUGUUCAUGGGUCUAAUGGCAGACCAAGUACAUGAAGGACAACUACUUGAUGGUCAGUUCAGCAAACAUGCUUGGACGCACAUUGUCGAUAAUUUCAUGCAGAGUUUUGGUUCUUCUUUUGCCAAGGAUGUGUUGAAAAACCGUAUGAAAACUUUGAAGAAAAACUAUGUUGCUGUAAGUACUCUUAGAGGUCAAAGUGGAUUUGGAUGGGACCAGUCGCGAGAAGUUGUGGUUGCUGAUGAUGUUGUAUGGGAUGAAUAUAUCAAGGGCUACAAGGAUGAGAAGAAGAUGGUCAAUGAAGCAGAUGGUGCUGUUGUGGAUAGACGGAAGAUGAAAGUAGAGCUGAGUUAUAGCAGAUGA
Molecule: messenger RNA, 426 nt
Organism: Papaver somniferum (opium poppy)
Lineage: Eukaryota; Viridiplantae; Streptophyta; Magnoliopsida; Ranunculales; Papaveraceae
Product: L10-interacting MYB domain-containing protein-like
Exons: 2
Coding region: 1-426 (141 amino acids)
Source: RefSeq, a predicted model, not a curated record